AUGUCUGUCUUCCUCGAACCAUCCUCAUCGCUAGGCUUCAACAGGCCGUUGACACAACUCGUGAAACGUGUUCUCACAGUAAAGAACCCCAAUGAGCAACCAGUCGCGUUUAAAGUCAAGACAACAGCGCCCAAGCUGUACUGCGUGCGUCCCAAUUCCGGACGGAUAGAGCCUGGGCAGAGCGUUCAAGUGCAGGUACUUCUUCAGGCGAUGAAAGAAGAGCCUCCCGCGAAUGCAAAAUGUAAAGACAAGUUCCUUGUACAGAGUACGAUUAUUACGGAGGAAAAGGAGGCGAUGCCUUUACAAGAGCUCUGGAAUAACAUCGAUGGCCAAGAGUCGGACGUACACUCGCAGAAGAUUAAGGUCGUUUACUUGCCGCCAGUGGGUCAGGAGCUACCCGAAGAAGACGAAGGUCCAGGCUCAUUCGUUGACCACUCGAGUCGUUAUGAUACCGUUCGCCAGGAGCCCGAGGCCGCAAAUGGGAGACCGGAAGUCGGCUUGCCCAUUGAGCCGCAAGUACCACUCGAGCGUGCAUUUUCGCCGGCUGUCGGUGACUACGCCGUCCCGGAAGACACUGAACACGUCGAAGAGCAUCCGGCUACAUCGCGCAUCCCUCCUGCAAUCGCACCCGCACCCGUAAUCCAGCCUUCCAUGUCAAGCGAAGACGAGCUCCGCGCUCAACUAACCGCAGCCCAAGCCGAGAUCAAUCGCCUGCGUAAUCUCCUUGAGUCGAUCCCAGAACCGGGAGCGGAUGACAAUGGGCUACGCCAGCGGCGCGUACGGUCAGAAAAGUCGGAUGAUAUGACGGUGUUGUCUGAUCGUAGUGCAUCCGAGACAGAUUUAGGAACGAUGGUUGAUAGCUCGAAUGCAUCGCAAGAGGGUAUAUCGCCCCAGGUUGUAGGUAUCAUUGCGUUUGUGGUGUUCAUUUUGACGUACAUGUUCUUCUGAGUUUGUUGCCGUUACUUCUGGAAUGUGGUAUUGUUGGUGACGAGUUUCAGUUGGUCGGUGCAUCGGUGGAUAUGGAUGUAGGCCCUUUCUCCGUUAAAUUUAGGACUUGCGGUUAUUUUUACUUCCCUUUUUCGAAUUCCUUUGUUCACUUAUUUUUUUCUCCCUCUUUUUCCCUCUCACUUAUUAUAUGGCGUUGGUCAUUCUUCACUCUUCCCCUCCUCCCCUGACCUAUAUCGUAUCUUUUCCGACAACUCGUACCGUCAUGUCUCCGAACGUGUUGCAUUCCAUUUCAUGUUAUGACAGGCUUGAGAAAUACAGUAAAUGUGGUGCUUCUCCAGCUUCUCAUGUCAUAUUCAUAGUUACAGUCAUAUUCAUAAAGCUUCCACCACCAUCCGCCGUUUUUUUCAUUAUUAUUGUCGCUACUGCUUCUGUAAUCUGUUCCCU
Molecule: messenger RNA, 1392 nt
Organism: Fomitiporia mediterranea MF3/22
Lineage: Eukaryota; Fungi; Basidiomycota; Agaricomycetes; Hymenochaetales; Hymenochaetaceae
Product: VAMP-associated protein
Exons: 6
Coding region: 1-948 (315 amino acids)
Biological process (GO): endoplasmic reticulum membrane organization
Cellular component (GO): plasma membrane; endoplasmic reticulum membrane
Molecular function (GO): FFAT motif binding
Source: RefSeq, a predicted model, not a curated record